This is a messenger RNA of Kockovaella imperatae, 3390 nucleotides long. RefSeq lists its product as hypothetical. The transcript is spliced from 6 exons. NCBI's taxonomy places the organism in Eukaryota, Fungi, Basidiomycota, Tremellomycetes, Tremellales, Cuniculitremaceae. The coding region runs from base 195 to 3323 and encodes 1042 amino acids. The record is from RefSeq and is a predicted model, not a curated record.
CCGUUCUCAGGAGGCGAGAACAGAGAGAACCUCUCAAACCUCCCAGCUCGAUGUUCAACAAACACAUUGAAGCACCUCCAGAUCUCAUCUGUGAGUAAUGGAUUUCUCGCCGGAUAGCAAAGUCAAAGGACAACAAAGGCAAAAGGCGCUAUUCAGUCUUCGCAGCCCGCCAGAAAUGGAUCAAGGAUCAUGGAAUGCGCGAGCCGGUUCCAGUCUUCGUCAAGGUGCCCAAACGCUUCUCAGACUAUUACCAUUGGAAGAAGAUCAAGAUUGAAAGGCACAAGGAGAAAGAAAGGCAGCAGCUCGCAGGGAAGAACUCCACGACUGAUUCGAACGGUGCAGUGCCGCUAGAAAGCGAGCGCCGACCGGGACCAGAGGAAGCCGGUCCUUCCCUGCCUAUUCCCCACAAACUCCAAUCAAAAACAUCCGCAGCUGCUCCGUCGCCCCCUUCGACAACUCCAGCCGUGGUCAAUCCCUCGAGUGAUCUCGCACCCAAGCCAGCGGCCAAACCUGUCCGAGUGACGGCGAGACCGCCUGCGCCUGUAUCCGAGGCUUUGGACUCACUUUUCGAAGAUGAAGAGCCGUCUGCAUCCAAUACCCGAACGGAUCAGCCCAUGUCGUCAUCCACUGUGGAUAAGCCGCCUGCCAUCGGCAAUGGCAAGAAACGCAAAGUGGUUAACAGUCCGGAUCCCGGGCCAACUCGCAAGAGCCCCAAGGUCGCUGAGCCCCUUUCAUCCGUCACCCCCGCGACUCUUCCCGCCCCACCUCCUUCGAUCCCUCUAAGAAUCCAAAGCUCCGCUCCUUCUCGAAUGGCUGAAAUGGGCAAAAUCGCGAAGAAGUCGAGCGAGGUUUUGCCCAUUCCUCAGCCUUCUUUCGGGGACCUUCAGCCGGGCAUCUUCGACGAAGUGGACUUGGACGCUGGGGCGGACAGCUCAGCGAAGGGAAAUGUCAGUUUAGCGAAUCCGCCUGCUAAUUCUGCCGCUACCUCCUUCACUCCGACUCUGCCAUCCAGGUCAGGUCCGGCUGUCGAUGAAUCUAGGUUGUUCAUGGAUGCUGAGGAUGAUGGCCCGCAGAAACCCCGGCCGAUUAUUGGAUCCAAGCCGUCCCCCCCGUCACCAUCGAAAGAGAGUGAUCUCGUCAUCGCUCCCUCGGCGCCGAUCAGCUCUUCUGCUCCUCACCCGCCUCAAUCAGUCAAAGUACCUACAACUGAACGACCCAAAUAUCAACAACCUGUCCGAAUCAAGAAGAUUGAUGACAUGCCUAUCCCUAGGAAGGGUCCCCCGCAGUCUGCACCGACUGCUCCUCGCAAACUCAGUGGGAAUUCCACCAGCGUCCAGCCUGCGCGCUACAGCCCGCCGAAUCCGACUACCAUGAAAUCACCACAUGGUGUUGAGGGCGGUCGUACACCGCCUGGAUCCUUGGGUUCUUCAUUGGCACCCGCCUACCCGCCUGCGCCAAUGCCGGCUGCACCAUCUCUGACCUCGUUCCGACCUACGCAUGUGCCGACGCAGCCUAAGAACUUUCGAGCACCACGACCUAUCACGUCUACUCCGUACCUGCCACCUUUACAUAGAGCCAACUUGGCAUCCCCUCCUCGGACAGCACUGGCGCCUCAACCUGCUGUGCCCGCCGUGUCUUCGGCAUACAACGCAGCCGCCGAUCCUCGUCGGAAAGGCUCGACAAUGCCGUCGCCAGUCCUUCCCUCCAUGCCUUCACCCCUAGGCUCAGCUGAUUCAAAAGGGGGCAGGACGCCUACACAUCCUUCCAGUGAUCCAAAGAUUCCCCAUUCGGGAUCUCGCCCCGAGUUUGCUGUCCCGUUGGAAAUUGCCUGUGCUAUUCCUUUGCGCGACAUGUCUGAUCUGACCUUCUUGGAGCUGCACUUAUUGCCAGGUGCUGCGACCAGCAUUGCCAGUCCUACUCUGUGUCAGCGACUCUUGACUGCUGAUCAAGGCAAAAUGAGCAUUAUAUUUGAGGAGGUCGAUCCAAUCGCGGUGACAGGCAAUAUCCGCCUCGGGGCAAAGGUCGUUGAAUGGGUACGAGCGGCUCGUAUCGACAAUAAGGAGCCAGGAAGCAAAGAGGCCUGGGAAUAUCUCAAGGAUGUCAUCAAGGACGGAAAAAUUUACGUCAGCUAUGUCGAGCUCACAGUGAGCAGCCCACAGCACCACUAUGCUAUCCUGCUUGGUCUGCCAUCUUCUAUCGACAUAAACCACAUCGGCACCGGUCAAUGGUCGCUCCCAGAGAUCAGUGCGGCCAUCUUUGUGCUUCAGAUCCCUCUCACUUCAGUCGCGCCACCGGAGCUGCCGAACCCUGUGCGAGCCAACAUGAUCAUGGACACCAAGCCGGUGCUUCCCGCAGUCCUGCAUCCUGCGAGUCUCUUGGCCAGCUACGGGAUCUCCGACGAGUUUCUGGGUCAGUACCGCAACAGGACCGUGCUCAAGUAUCCGGGCGGAGAAUCGAGACGAGAUCUGGUCGAUAGUCAACUUGUGGCGGCCUUCAAGAGGUGCGACAUCUCCGGUAUCAAGCCGAACACGUUGCCUAGCUUCGUCAUCCUGUUGAAUCAAAAGUUCGGCAAGACCAUCCGGUCCGGCAGUUUACGUGAUGCCGUACCCAGAGAAACUGAUCUGUACGUUGUGGGUCCUUCGUUAUCACUGUACCCGUCGCAAUAUGGUCUUAGAAGGGUUUGGCAAACUGGCGGUCUGAUAACGUUCUCCCCGACCUUCAUACUCCAUUCACCGGAAAAAUUCGCGGCAAUCAUGUCCCUCAUUCGGAUUUCCGGGACUUGGGCAGCUUACGUGCUGCCAUCUAUCAUAGAAUGGUGCCAGCAAUCUUGGACGAUUAAGACACGCUGUCGCGACCCCGCCGCCGCUUUCGAUGCUCUGACUACCGCCCUCUUCCUGGACGAAGCCGUUCUUCGCAUGUCCGGUUCACUUGCAGAUUCAGGGGGUGGAUUGGCAGUGAGCUGUGCGCCUCCCUGUAUACAUGAUACCCAGGGUUGUCUGGCGUGGCACUCUUGGCUUGUGAAACUCAGUGCGCAGAGCACUUUAGAUGAGAUUGCCGCGAUUUGUCAAGGGAUUAGCACGCAAACCUUUGUGACAAAUCCGACGGCACCAGCGUCGACCUCGAAGCUCAAUCUUGUGGAUAUUGAGCAGGCCCAAUUGGCGGACUUGACCGCCAUGCGGAUGCGACCCCAUCUGCUACCUUACAGAAGGUAUCUAUAUGUGGGCGAGGCGUCUCUGUCUAGAGCAGACAAGGAAAAACUCGGUGCAUCGGUUGAAUUUGUCGCAGCGGAAGACUUUUCCGCCGUUUUCAGUGGCACUGUGUAAAGCGGAAGCAAUUAUUGAUGUCCCCAGAUGUAUCAUGAGAGUCACUAUGGUGCCCAACAUUGUCAAU